This is a messenger RNA of Torulaspora delbrueckii, 1845 nucleotides long. RefSeq lists its product as uncharacterized. Gene Ontology annotation, molecular function: 2-isopropylmalate synthase activity. The transcript has a single exon. Gene Ontology annotation, cellular component: mitochondrion. Gene Ontology annotation, biological process: L-leucine biosynthetic process. Lineage: Eukaryota; Fungi; Ascomycota; Saccharomycetes; Saccharomycetales; Saccharomycetaceae. The record is from RefSeq and is a predicted model, not a curated record. The coding region runs from base 1 to 1845 and encodes 614 amino acids.
AUGCUCUUUCGUCAGACUUUCGUAGCUCUAGCAGAGCAUGCUGGUAGAGCUUCCAAAUCCAUACCUAGCGUUAAGCUUGCGUAUAAAAAUAUGCUAAAAGAUCCUUCAGUGAAAUAUAGAACUUUCCAGCCACCAAAGAUGACAAGCAGGCAAUGGCCUGAUAAGACUAUCACGAAGGCUCCACGUUGGCUUUCGACAGACUUGAGAGAUGGUAAUCAAUCGCUCCCGGAUCCCAUGUCGGUCGAACAAAAGAAGGAAUACUUCCACAAACUGGUUGAGAUCGGCUUCAAGGAAAUUGAGGUUUCUUUCCCAUCUGCUUCCCAGACCGAUUUCGAUUUCACUCGUUAUGCGGUUGAAAAUGCUCCAGAUGAUGUUAACAUCCAAUGUCUAGUUCAAUCCCGUGAACAUUUGAUUAAGAGAACCGUUGAAUCCCUAACUGGUGCCAAGAGAGCCACUAUUCACACUUAUCUAGCUACAAGUGAUCUUUUCCGUGAUGUUGUCUUCAACAUGUCCAGAGAAGAGGCCCUUAAGAAGGCCGUUGAAGCCACUAAGCUAGUUAGAAAAUUGACUAAGGAUGAUCCAUCUCAACAGGCUACCCGUUGGUCGUACCAGUUUUCUCCAGAGACCUUCAGUGACACUCCAGUGGAAUUCGCUGUGGAGAUCUGUGAAGCUGUUAAGGCCGCUUGGGAACCUACCGAGGAGAACCCAAUUAUUUUCAACUUGCCAGCUACCGUUGAAGUGAGUACUCCAAACGUAUACGCUGAUCAGAUUGAAUACUUCGCUACUCAUAUCUCUGAGCGUGAAAAGGUGUGUAUUUCUACCCAUUGUCACAACGACCGUGGUUGCGGUGUCGCUGCUUCCGAAUUGGGUGUCCUAGCGGGUGCUGAUCGUGUUGAAGGUUGUCUCUUUGGUAACGGUGAACGUACUGGUAACGUUGAUCUUGUCACUGUGGCUUUGAACAUGUACACUCAAGGUAUUGCACCUGAAUUAGACUUCUCCGACAUCACUUCUUUGAUUGAAGUCGUUGAACGUUGUAACAAGAUCCCAGUCUCUCCAAGAGCUCCAUACGGUGGUGAUCUUGUCGUUUGUGCCUUCUCUGGCUCUCACCAGGAUGCUAUCAAGAAGGGUUUCAGCUUGCAAGACAAGAGACGUGCUCAAGGUGACCAAAAAUGGGCUAUCCCAUACCUACCAUUGGAUCCAAAGGAUAUUGGCCGUGACUACGAAGCUGUCAUCAGAGUCAACUCUCAAUCCGGUAAAGGUGGUGCUGCUUGGAUCAUCUUGAGAUCUCUUGGUUUGGACUUGCCAAGAAACAUGCAAAUCGAAUUCUCUACCAAGGUGCAAAAUGAAGCUGACUCUCUAGGUAGAGAAUUGAAAUCCGAUGAGAUUACAAAGGUCUUCAAGGAGGCUUACAACUACAACAACGAAAUUUACAACGAAAUUAGUCUAAUCGACUACAACGUCGAGAAGGAAGGUGCCGAACGUAGAAACUUGACUGGUCAAGUUUCCAUCAAUGGUAACGUCCAUGACAUCCAAGGUUCCGGUAACGGUCCAAUUUCUUCUCUAGUCGACGCUUUGUCGAACUUGUUGAACGUGAGACUCGGUGUUGCCAAUUAUACCGAGCACUCUCUAGGUUCUGGUUCUUCCACACAGGCCGCUUCCUACGUGAUGAUGUCUUACAGACGUAACAGCGACAACGAAAUGGCUUAUCAAUGGGGUGUCGGCGUCUCUGAAGAUGUCGGGGAUGCUUCCAUCAAAGCCAUCUUCUCCACUGUGAACAACAUUGUUCACUCCGGUGAAGUCGCUUUGCCAAGCUCCAACACUGCAAAGGCGGCAGGAUCGGCCUAA